UCAUCCAACCAAAGCUUUUAUUCUUGGUUCUCGGAUCUUUAAAACGGUGACGUCUUAAAUCCUAGACCGGACCCCAAAAAUGGCGAAAGGGCCUCUCUCGCUUCUCAGUCUCGGAUACCGAUCAAAUCCCCCAAAUCCCUCCUUUUCCCUAUAUUGAAUGGAAGCCCUAAUUUGUUUAUGAUUCGUAUUGGGAGAAAUUUGUUUGCAAUCUGAUCAUUAUUGCUCAAAGAUACACAAAUUUGAGCCCUAAUUUCGAUCGAUUUGGGUGAGAAUUUUCAAUUGUUGGAUCUGAACUGGAACUUCGUAUUCUAUUUAGCUAUUCUAGGGUUUGAUUUUGAAAUUUCGUUGGCGCGCUGUAUGAACAGCACGUCAAAAUUUUAGGAUAGGGAUCAAUCGCGCUGCAAGGAGUAGAGAGGGUUGGGGGGAGAAGAAGCCACCGAUCGACGGAGGCGAAACAUGUCUGCCAUAGUGUGUGGGAAGAGAUCCAUUUUUGAAGAGUUGCCCACUACGCCUUCAGUUUCUAAGAGAAUCAGAUUUUCUUCUUCUUCAACCUCUCCUUCGUCUUCACCUGCCCGUUUUUCUCCUCCGAAAUCUUUCUCUGUCUCAGUCUCAGCCUCCAACCAAUACCCCUUCGGAACUUCUUCGCAAUCCCUUCAUUUCAUUGAUUGUCUAAAGGGGCUUUUCCCGGAUAUGGACCCCCAGCUUCUGGAGAGAGCAGUUGAAGAAUGUGGAGAUGAUUUGGAUUCAGCUAUUAGAAGUUUGAAUGAGUUACGAUUAGGAUCUGCUUGCCAAAAUUCAGGCUCUGCUGCAGGCACAUCAGAUGUAGCAGCAGCAGCAGAAGGAAAUGUUCAACAACAAUCACAAGUGACAAUCAAUGGAGUUGUUCCAAUUGGGGAGGAAAAUCUUCCGAAGGAUGGCGCAGAUUGGGUGGAGCUUUUUGUUAGAGAGAUGAUGACUGCAUCUGACAUGGAUGACGCCAAAGCUCGUGCAUCAAGAGUGCUCGAGGUUUUGGAGAAAUCCAUCUAUACACGUGCAAGUGCAGAAGUGGCCCAAACUAUCCAUCAGGAAAAUGUUGUGUUGAAGGAACAAGUAGGUGUACUUAUGCAGGAAAAUGCAAUUCUUAAGCGAGCUGUGUCUAUUCAGCACGAUCGUCACAAAGAAUUUGAAAAUAAGAACCAAGAGUUGCAGCAAUUAAAGCAACUGGUGUCCCAGUAUCAAGAGCAAUUGAGAACACUGGAGGUGAACAACUAUGCACUAACCAUGCACCUCAAGCAGGCUCAGCAAGGCAACUCCAUUCCCGGGCGAUUUCACCCUGAUGUUUUCUGAUGUCCUUGUAAAUUGAAUUUUUUUGGGUAGAUAAGCAGGCUGUGCUACUAAUCUGAAGGGCACCUGAAGCCCUUGACUGCUAUGUACUCAUCGUUUGUGGCCAUAUUAGCUUCCGGUGGAGUGCCCUUUUUAUGCGGCAAAGAUAAGCACCGGACCAAAUACACAAAAUUGCAUAUGAACACUUAAUUUAUUUUUGUUUUUUACCUCUCUUUCUCGAUCUUUGAUUGUAUUAUUGUAAGGAACCUCAAAAGGAAAAAAAAGGAAUUUGAUUGUAUUUACAUACAUUAAUAAAUUCUCUUAAAAUUGCAUUUUGAAA
Cannabis sativa is the source of this 1642-nucleotide messenger RNA. RefSeq lists its product as uncharacterized. The record is from RefSeq and is a predicted model, not a curated record. NCBI's taxonomy places the organism in Eukaryota, Viridiplantae, Streptophyta, Magnoliopsida, Rosales, Cannabaceae. Gene Ontology annotation, molecular function: ubiquitin binding. The transcript has 5 exons. The coding region runs from base 457 to 1326 and encodes 289 amino acids.